Molecule: messenger RNA, 1683 nt
Organism: Penicillium macrosclerotiorum
Lineage: Eukaryota; Fungi; Ascomycota; Eurotiomycetes; Eurotiales; Aspergillaceae
Gene: clxA
Product: calnexin
Exons: 4
Coding region: 1-1683 (560 amino acids)
Biological process (GO): protein folding
Cellular component (GO): endoplasmic reticulum membrane; endoplasmic reticulum
Molecular function (GO): calcium ion binding
Source: RefSeq, a predicted model, not a curated record
AUGCGUUUCAACGCCGCCUUUACGGCUCUGGUCUCCUCGGCCACCCUCAUGGGUUAUGCCCAUGCCGAGGAAGCGGAAGCUGCUCCUGAUGCUGCUGCCGCCAUUGAAAAGCCCACCUUCACGCCAACUGCUCUUAAGGCCCCCUUCCUGGAGCAAUUCACCGAUGACUGGGAGUCGCGCUGGAAGCCUUCCCACGCGAAGAAGGAUGACCCCAAGUCCGAAGAGGACUGGGCGUACGUUGGUGAAUGGGCCGUUGAGGAGCCCAGCGUCUUCAAGGCUAUCGAGGGUGACAAGGGUCUCGUCGUCAAGAACCCUGCUGCUCACCACGCCAUCUCCGCCAAGUUCCCCAAGAAGAUUGACAACAAAGGGAAGACCCUGGUGGUCCAGUAUGAAGUCAAGCCGCAGAACUCUCUGGUCUGCGGUGGCGCCUACCUGAAGCUCCUUCAGGAGAACAAGAAGCUCCACCAGGAGGAGUUCUCUAACGGCACUCCCUAUGUGAUCAUGUUUGGCCCCGACAAGUGCGGUGCCACCAACAAGGUUCACUUCAUCUUCCGUCACAAGAACCCCAAGACCGGCGAGUACGAGGAGAAGCACCUCAAGACUCCCCCCGUCGCCCGUACCAACAAGGUCACCUCCCUCUACACUCUCAUUGUCAAGCCCGACCAGACCUUCCAGAUCCUGAUCAAUGGUGAGACUGUCAAGGAGGGCAGCCUUCUGGAGGACUUCAACCCUCCCGUCAACCCCGAGAAGGAGAUUGACGACCCCAAGGACAAGAAGCCCACCGACUGGGUUGAUGAGGUCAAGAUUGCCGAUCCCGAGGCCACCAAGCCCGAGGACUGGGAUGAGGAGGCCCCCUAUGAGAUCCUGGAUGAAGAGGCUGAGAAGCCCGAGGACUGGCUGGAGGAGGAGGCCACCAGCAUCCCCGACCCGGAGGCCGAGAAGCCCGAGGACUGGGAUGACGAGGAGGAUGGUGACUGGAUUCCUCCCACCGUUCCCAACCCCAAGUGCGCGGAUGUCUCUGGCUGUGGCGAGUGGACUCGCCCCAUGAUGAAGAACCCCGAGUACAAGGGCAAGUGGUCCGCUCCUAUGAUCGACAACCCUGCCUACAAGGGUCCCUGGGCCCCACGCAAGAUUGCCAACCCCAACUACUUCGAGGACAAGACCCCCUCCAACCUGGAGCCCAUGGGCGCUAUUGGUUUCGAGAUCUGGACCAUGCAAAGCGACAUCCUGUUCGACAACAUCUAUAUCGGCCACUCCGUCGAGGAUGCCGAGCAGCUCCGCAAGGAAACAUUCGAUGUCAAGUUCCCCAUCGAGGAGGCUGAGGAAGAGGCCACCAAGCCCAAGCCCGAGAAGCCUGAGCCCGGUACCACCGUCACCUUCAAGGAGGACCCCGUUACUUUCGUCCGCCAGAAGAUCGACUUCUUCAUUAACCUGGCCAAGGAGGACCCUGUGAACGCCGUCAAGAGCGCUCCCGAGGUUGCCGGUGGUCUGUUGGUCAUCGUGCUCACCUCGAUCCUGAUUAUUGUCGGUGCCAUUGGUGCCAGCAGCCCAGCACCCGCGGAGAAGAAGGGCAAGCAGGCUGCUGGUGGUGCCAAGGAGAAGACUGGCGCCGCCGUCAGCUCCUCCGCCGACACUGGCAAGGGCGGUGCCACCAAGCGCACCACCCGUUCCUCUGCGGAGUAA